GAGCGCCGGAAGGACGACCAUGAGUCACGAAUGAGGUCUGCAGAAUGUCUUUCAAGAAAGAAACGCCUCUGGCCAAUGCUGUGUUCUGGGCAGCAAGGAAGGGAAACUUGGCUCUGGUGCAGCUGCUGCUCAACAGCGGGCGAAUGGAUGCUGACUGCAGAGACAGUUACGGCACAACAGCACUGAUGGUGGCGUCAUACAGCGGCCAUUAUGACUGUGUGAAAGAGCUCAUCAUGCAAGGAGCAGACAUUAACUACCAGAGAGAGACAGGUUCGACAGCUUUGUUCUUCGCCUCCCAGCAGGGACAUCAUGACGUUGUGAAGCUCCUUUUUGAGUUUGGUGCCUCCACUGAAUUCCACACAAAGGAUGGCGGCACAGCUCUCACUGUUGCCUCCCAGUACGGUCACUCCAAGGUAGUGGACAUCUUGCUGAAAAACGGAGCCAACAUCCAUGACCGGCUGAAUGAUGGUGCUACACCUCUUUUCCUUGCUGCCCAGGAGGGUCAUGUGACCGUGAUCCGUCAGCUGCUGACAUCCGGUGCCAAGGUGAACCAAGCCAGGGAGGACGGCACCGCUCCCUUGUGGAUGGCAGCUCAGAUGGGUCACAGUGAGGUGGUGAAGGUACUUCUCUUACGUGGAGCAGAUCGGGAUGCUGACAGACUAGAUGGAUCAACAGCAUUAUUUAAAGCAGCCUUGAAAGGACACAAUGGUGUCAUCGAGGAACUCCUUAAAUUUUCUCCCUCACUCGGCGUUCUCAAGAAUGGCUCCAGUGCCCUUCAUGCUGCAGUGAUGAGUGGAAAUAUUCAAAGUGUUUUGCUACUUCUCGGGGCCAAUGCAGACCCCACACUACUCAACAAGAAUAAUCAACUCCCCGUCGACCUUACAAAGAGUGAACGUAUUCUGAAAGUUUUACGUUUAAAAUUUGUAAAUGGAGACAGUUGAUGAUGACCCAGACUCUCCUCUUCCAUGACGGACGAUGUGCAGCAAGAAGAAAACAACA
Messenger RNA from Nematolebias whitei (Rio pearlfish), 999 nucleotides. It is a transcript of the gene ankrd29, whose product is annotated as ankyrin repeat domain 29. The coding region runs from base 45 to 941 and encodes 298 amino acids. Gene Ontology annotation, molecular function: protein binding. Gene Ontology annotation, biological process: protein localization to ciliary inversin compartment. The transcript is spliced from 10 exons. The record is from RefSeq and is a predicted model, not a curated record. Lineage: Eukaryota; Metazoa; Chordata; Actinopteri; Cyprinodontiformes; Rivulidae. Gene Ontology annotation, cellular component: ciliary inversin compartment.